AUGGAGCCUAAAGAAAAAACAAUGGAAGUUUUAAAUGCUAUGAUAAAAUUACCUUCCAGUGAUUCCAGAGUUGAUGGAGUGGCACCUCCAGUAUUGGCAGCUGAGCUUAUCACAAUGGAUCUACCAGCUGAAUUUUUAGCAACAGCAUUACAUUAUUUCUGUCUGUCAAAAAGAGAUGACAUAUUCCAGUCAACCAUCAUACCAUACCUAAUACUACAAAGACUAAUGAUGGAUGCCAUGUCGAAUAAAGCAUUGGACCAUACAAAAGUGAUCAUUGCAUGGCAUGGUGUUAUGGUCACUGCACAAG
Paraglomus brasilianum is the source of this 307-nucleotide messenger RNA. Lineage: Eukaryota; Fungi; Glomeromycota; Glomeromycetes; Paraglomerales; Paraglomeraceae. The record is from the annotation of a GenBank genome assembly.